Molecule: messenger RNA, 2059 nt
Organism: Mauremys reevesii (Reeves's turtle)
Lineage: Eukaryota; Metazoa; Chordata; Testudines; Geoemydidae
Gene: TBX19
Product: T-box transcription factor 19
Exons: 8
Coding region: 1-1278 (425 amino acids)
Biological process (GO): mesoderm formation; heart morphogenesis; positive regulation of DNA-templated transcription
Cellular component (GO): nucleus
Molecular function (GO): DNA-binding transcription factor activity, RNA polymerase II-specific; RNA polymerase II cis-regulatory region sequence-specific DNA binding
Source: RefSeq, a predicted model, not a curated record
AUGACUGAUUUGGGAUGUAAGAAGCCCAGUGACUGCACCGUCUCCAGGCUGCUCAAUGUCGUGGAGAGCGAACUCCAAGCUGGCAGAGACAAAGGGGACCCGACCGAGAAACAACUCCAGGUUGUCUUGGAGGAGGCUGCGCUGUGGCAGAGGUUCAGGGAAGUCACUAACGAGAUGAUCGUGACCAAGAACGGCAGACGGAUGUUCCCGGUUUUAAAGAUUAGCGUGUCAGGGUUGGAUCCCAACGCCAUGUACUCCUUCCUGUUGGACUUUGCCCCGACCGACGGCCACCGCUGGAAGUACGUGAACGGUGAAUGGGUGCCCGCUGGGAAACCAGAGCCACCAAGCCACAGCUGCGUCUACAUUCACCCAGACUCUCCCAACUUCGGGGCACACUGGAUGAAAGCCUCUGUUUCCUUCAGCAAAGUGAAACUUACCAACAAGCUCAAUGGAAGCGGGCAGAUAAUGCUGAAUUCCUUGCAUAAAUACGAGCCUCAAGUUCACAUUGUUCGUGUGGGAGGCCCACACAGGAUGGUGAUGAACUGCUCCUUUCCAGAGACUCAGUUCAUAGCUGUCACUGCUUAUCAAAAUGAAGAGAUAACAGCUCUCAAAAUCAAGUAUAAUCCCUUUGCCAAAGCCUUCCUGGAUGCAAAGGAGAGAAACCAUCCCAGGGAUACUCCUGAAAAUGUUUCGGAAGGUCAACAUAUGACAUAUUCUCACCUAGGUGGCUGGUUGAUUUCCAAUCCAGAUGCAGUGUGUGCAGCAGGAAACUCUAAUUAUCAGUAUGGAGGAGCUUUGUCUCUGCCUGCCCCGCAUUCCCACUAUGGCUGUGAGCAUUAUGCAGCCCUUCGAGGGCAUCGGGCUGCACCAUAUUCUGCAUCGUACAUGCAGAGAAACCACUCCCCAGCAGUGAAUUUGAUUGAGAGCUCAAGCAAUAAUCUGCAGAUGUUUCCAGGACAUGAUAGCUGGACUUCUUUACCAUCCACUCCACAUGCCAACUUACUUUCAGUACCACAUGCCAAGGGAACUGCCACUGCGGGUCCUAGCCACUAUCCCUGUCUGUGGACAGUCAGCAACAGUGCCCUUAAUGUUGCCAACCCGGGGAGUGACGUGAAUGGCAGCGCUCCAGGCACGUUCCUGCGAGGUAACAUCCCUUUGCCCACCACUUCUGCCUCGAUUCCUCUGCAGGGAGCAGCCGCCAGCAACAUGGAAACACCAGGGGAACCCACUCUAGCCAGACUAGCUGAUUCUGCCUGGACAUCCUUGCAUUCGUUUUAACGGGUGGGAAGCUCUUUAGGAAUGUUCAGCAGGAUCCAAGCAAGCCUGACAGGACAAGAACGCCUCCUACGAUCACAGUUCAGAGAGGGGAGGGGACAUGUGCACAAGGAACCUAUUUCAGCGAUGCACCAGAUUCCAUGAUAAACCUUGCACCUCUCCAUUUCCAAAUGAGCAAUGAAAGAUUGAGUCAAGAGGCCUAGUGCAAAGGACGGGGAAGAGUUAGAGGGGAGCUGGCCUCUUGUUGUUCCAUUCAGCGCUGCAGCAGACAGUGACUGAUCCAAGUCUUUAGAGUCCGCUUUGCUUCCAUGUCAAAGCAAAGGGGCCAGAGAUUCAGGUCCCAGUGGAACAGAAGUGGCAUCUGGGUAUUUUAAUGGGAUUUCAAAGGAAUAAGUAUUGUAACUUAGGCCAGUCACAAUUAGAUUGCUGGCGGGGACUUCAUAACAACUACCAGAAACCAUGACAUCCUCAUACAGUCCCUGAGCAGCGUUUUAAAGUGGAAAUGCUGCCUCGAAAUGCCCUAGUGUUUUAAAAUACUUGUUUUAUGAAGUUCUUAAAAUUCUUGAAGCUAACUUCCAACUUGGAGGAAAUUGCCUUCUGUCUCCCUAAGACACUCCCCUCUAGUUUCACCUGCAUAGGGUGGUAUUCUUCCCUUCCUCUCCUACAGCUGUUGUGUAAUCUUUGUGUGCUAUAAGAAAACCUAGCAAGACUGCCAAAAAAUUGGCUGCAUUUCAGCGUUGAAGUGGUUCCUAUACAGAGUUUGUAAAGUGAUGUAAGUUCUUUA